AUGUCCAAGACACCAACGCUAGCAAACACGAAUCUGUUCAAGCCUAUUAAAGUCGGCAAAGUCGAGCUGAAAAACAGACUUGUUUUCGCUCCAACCACCAGAUACAGAGCCUCGAAGGACUUUGUUCCUACCGACUCCAUGCUCAAGUACUACGAACAGAGAGCAGAGAACAACGGCGGUCUCCUGGUGACCGAGGCUACUUAUCCGGACUAUAGCUUUGGUCUGUACCCCGACACCCCGAUGAUCAAGACGCCGGCUCAGGUUGCUGGCUGGAAAAAGGUGAUUGAGGCCGUCCACAACAAGGGCUCCUUCGUCUCUAUCCAGCUGUGGCACCUGGGAAGAACUGCCAGCGCCGAGUUCAACAAGUCCAAGGGUCUUCCCCUGGUCGGUGCUUCGCCGAUCUACAUGGACGAGGACUCCGAGAAGGCGGCCAAGGAGGCUGGCAACGAGCUCAGAGCGCUCACGAUUCCUGAAAUAGAGAACAUUGUUACCGAAUAUGCUGCUGCCGCCAAGCGUGCGAUCCACGAGGCCAAGGCCGACUUCAUCGAGCUGCACGGCGCCCACGGCUAUCUUCUCGAUCAGUUCAACCAGCCUGGCUCCAAUAAGAGAACCGACAAGUAUGGUGGAUCCAUCGAGAACCGCGCCAGACUGAUCCUGGAGGCUGUUGACGCCUGCAUCGAGGCUGUUGGCGCUGAGCACGUUGCCAUCAGACUGUCUCCGUAUGCGGCCGUUCAGGGUAUCAAAGGUGUUGACAGCGAGAUCCACCCCAUCUCCUACUUUGGCUACGUGCUGAGCGAGCUCGAGCGCAGAGCCCAGGAGGGAAAGAGACUGGCCUACAUCUCUGUUGUCGAGCCAAGAGUCAACGGCAUCUACGACUCCAAGGACAAGAGAGAAUUCAACACCUCGUGGAUCAGCGAAAUCUGGAAGGGUGUUCUUCUGAGAUCUGGUGCCUACCUGAACGAGAACUACAAGUUCUUGCAGCAUGACGUGGACGAGAACGACAGAACCCUGAUUGGAGUUUCCAGAUACUACACGUCCAACCCAGACCUUGCUGACCGGCUCAAGAACGGCCACGAGCUGACACCAUAUGAUAGAUCUAAAUUCUACAAACACUCCUCCAACGACGGAUACCUGACCUGGACCAGAUACGGAGAGAAAGAGCCUCAGUACAAGGAUCUGGUGGAUGUUGCUCCAGAGCCACUGGCCUGA
Messenger RNA from Ogataea polymorpha, 1209 nucleotides. Its product is annotated as Hansenula yellow enzyme 3. Gene Ontology annotation, molecular function: FMN binding; NADPH dehydrogenase activity. The record is from RefSeq and is a predicted model, not a curated record. NCBI's taxonomy places the organism in Eukaryota, Fungi, Ascomycota, Pichiomycetes, Pichiales, Pichiaceae. The coding region runs from base 1 to 1209 and encodes 402 amino acids. The transcript has a single exon.